This is a messenger RNA of Kwoniella botswanensis, 2739 nucleotides long. RefSeq lists its product as uncharacterized. The coding region runs from base 1 to 2739 and encodes 912 amino acids. The record is from RefSeq and is a predicted model, not a curated record. Gene Ontology annotation, molecular function: zinc ion binding; ATP-dependent chromatin remodeler activity; ATP binding. NCBI's taxonomy places the organism in Eukaryota, Fungi, Basidiomycota, Tremellomycetes, Tremellales, Cryptococcaceae. The transcript is spliced from 20 exons. Gene Ontology annotation, biological process: DNA repair. Gene Ontology annotation, cellular component: nucleus.
AUGGAAGGCCUCAUGUAUCGAGGAUCUUCCUCCAGUCGAGCAUCGACCUCUCAAGCUGGACCGUCAAGUAGACCCAGCAAACCAUCAUCCAAAAGACCCCGAGAAGAGAAUGAUUCCGUCAAGCAGGAAGACGAUGACAAACCUCCACUGCCAGAGAUGGACGAGCACUUCGUUACUUUUCGAACAGAUGUCGUGGGAGUUCAAUACUACCGAGGUCUAGUAGGAAGAGGUGAAUAUGUGAUGCUUCGAAGACAACCUGAGAAUCAAUAUGACCCGAAUGCAGUACAGGUGAUCAACGCAUCUGGUACUCAAGUUGGCCACAUCCCACGUACUGUAGCCGCCAGACUUGCAGAAUUGAUGGACAUGUCGGCCAUCACAGUCGAAGGUAGGAUGGUGGGACAGAAUCUAGAUGGGGCAAAGCAUUACAAGAUGGGAAUGGAUCUGUCAAUCUACGCUAAACCCUCCUUGAAAGAAGUCUUACAGACCGAGUUAUCUUGGGCAUUGCACGAAACGGCUGUCCAGAAACCUCCCCCUACUACUUUCACUUCUGUAUCAGGAUUCAAAGGUCAUGGGAAUUCCGGUGUAGGCUUACCGGUAGGGGACGAACCUGCUAUGAGAAAGCUGUUGAAAGGUUUGAAACAAGUUGGAGAAGAUCAGAAACAGGCAGAUAACGUCAUGGACUCGUUGACCUCUGAUAUCGAUGUUUCGAAAUUACCCCUUCAUCCUAAUCCACCGGGAAUUGCGAAUGGUCAACUGAACACUGAUAUUCUACCUCAUCAAUCUCAAGCUUUGAAAUGGAUGAUCGAAAGGGAAAAUCCUACUUUGCCUAAAUCACCGGGAGAUAAGCAAGUCCAAUUUUGGGUUAAACAGAAAGGUGAUCAUAAAGACUAUUUCCUCAAUGUCGCUACGAAGACACCGCAGUAUGAUGAACCGACUCUUGGAAAAGGUGGAAUUAUUGCUGAUGGGAUGGGCUUGGGUAAAACACUUGCUAUGCUUUCUUUGGUCUUGGCUACGAAGAAAGAUAAAGGACCCACGUUGAUUGUCUGCCCACUCUCCGUGUUAAGCAAUUGGGAAAAGCAAAUUGGAGAUCAUGUCGCUCAUAGUCAAAUGACACAUUAUACUUAUCAUGGAGCUUCUAAGGGAGUUACAGCGAAGACAUUGGACCAAUAUGAUGUGAUCAUCACGACUUACAAUGCUGUAGCGGCCGAAGCGGCUAUCGAGCCACCAAAGAACGGAAGUCCAAGUAAGGGAAAGAAAGCCAAGACUUCCGCUACCGGUGCUGGACCGCUGUUCAAGGUGAAAUGGAAGAGAAUAGUGGCCGAUGAAGGUCAUGUACUGAGGAAUCCAAAAGCUAAAAUGACCCAGGGUUUCGCUGCUCUCCAAGCUGAAAGAAGAUGGAUCUGUACCGGUACCCCUAUUGUCAAUUCCCCUAGUGAUCUUGGCUCGCUUCUCACCUGUUUGAAAGUCUGUAAACCCCUGGACCAGCCUGACUACUUCAAAACCCUCCUUCUUCGACCACUCAAGCGAGGAGAUCCGACUGCAGCUAGAUUACUCCAAGCUCUUGUCGGUGAAGUCCUUCUCCGUCGAACGAAAGACUCGAGGGACUCCAAUGGACAGAAACUCAUUGAGUUGCCUGGGAUUGAGUAUUUCCGAGUUGGUGUCAAGCUUGAUGAGGAUACUAGGAAAGUGUAUGAUGAGAUUUUGGAAGGUAGUAGACAGAGGUUCCAGGAGGCUAUGGAAACUGGACAGGGGACCGCCAAUGUUUUGAGUAUGUUGACUAGAAUGCGUCAACUGUGUCUCUCUGCUCAACUCGUCCCUCAAUCAUUCCUUGAUGAUCUUCGUCGUCCUGUUCCGAAAGCGCCAACUGGUCCAGCGAUAUCGAUUUCCUCUUUGACUCCAGAGAAGAAAGAAGAGCUUAUCGCUAAACUCCGACAAUACGUUGAAGAGGACACGGAAUGUGGUGUUUGCUACGAUGAAGCUGAAUUUGUGAAACGACCUUGUAUAACAGAUUGUGGACAUGCUUUUUGUUACCCAUGUAUCGAACGAGUUCUCCUCUCUGCUCCUCUGUGUCCGAUGGACAGACACCCUAUAGGUUUACCUUCGAUCCUGGAGCUUCCACCGGAUGAUACACCAGACUAUGUCGAUCCCCUCGAAUCCUCUCAGGCGGACAAAUCACUCUUACCUGUAAAAUCAGCCAAGAUCGACGAAUUGGUAAAAUACCUGAAAGUCUUUCCUGGAGAUGAGAAGACUUUGGUGUUUAGUCAGUUCACAAGUUUCUUAGAUCAGGUGGCAUUGAGAUUGAAAGAGGAGGGGAUGGGCUGGACGAGGUUCGACGGUAGGAUGAAUGCUUCCAAGAGACAACAAGUCAUCAGCGGAUUCCAAAGACCCAUCACGCCAAAAAACGCCAAAUCAAGUCCCAGAGUUAUGUUGAUUUCGUUGAAAUCUGGUGCAGUGGGGUUGAACUUGACUGCUGCUUCGAAUGUGUUUUUGUGUGAUCCAUGGUGGCAGAGUGCGAUUGAAGCUCAAGCUAUUGAUAGAGUACAUAGGAUGGGACAAAAGAAGGAAGUCAGGGUGUUUCAGUUGAUAGCUGAAGAUACGGUUGAAUCAGCUGUAUUGGAUAUCCAAAAGAGGAAAGAUGCUCUAGUAGCUAAGGCAUUUGAAAAAUCCAGUAAAGAAAGUAAGAUGACGAAGAAAGAAGCUAGGUUCGAGGAACUGAAAGAGCUGUUGGGAGUGAGUUGA